Hirundo rustica (Barn swallow) is the source of this 421-nucleotide messenger RNA. Its product is annotated as placenta-specific gene 8 protein-like. The transcript has 4 exons. NCBI's taxonomy places the organism in Eukaryota, Metazoa, Chordata, Aves, Passeriformes, Hirundinidae. The coding region runs from base 1 to 336 and encodes 111 amino acids. Gene Ontology annotation, biological process: positive regulation of transcription by RNA polymerase II. The record is from RefSeq and is a predicted model, not a curated record.
AUGGCCUCUCAAACCGUGAUUACGGUCCAGCCCCAGUUCUCGGCUGCCCAGCAGCGCGGGGAGUGGCAGACGGGGCUGAUGGACUGCUGCUCCGACUGCGGCGUGUGUCUCUGUGGGACGUUCUGCCUCUGCUGCCUGAGCAUCCAAGUGGCCGGGGACAUGGACGAGUGCUGCCUGUGUGGGAGCAGCGUGGCCAUAAGGACCCUGUACCGCACCAGAUACAACAUCCCGGGCUCCAUCCUGGGAGACUUCUGCGCUACCUGGUGGUGCACGCCGUGUUCGCUCUGCCAGCUGAAGAGAGACAUCAAGCGGAGGAGGGAGAUGGGCAUAUUCUGAUGCUGCCAUCUUCAGUGCACACCGUGGAGCCGCUGCAGGCAGGAGCUGCUGCUGCCCUGGAUGUGGGGACAUGCACCGUGAGGAG